Molecule: messenger RNA, 2332 nt
Organism: Neohortaea acidophila
Lineage: Eukaryota; Fungi; Ascomycota; Dothideomycetes; Mycosphaerellales; Teratosphaeriaceae
Product: transmembrane amino acid transporter protein-domain-containing protein
Exons: 1
Coding region: 154-1944 (596 amino acids)
Biological process (GO): amino acid transmembrane transport
Molecular function (GO): amino acid transmembrane transporter activity
Source: RefSeq, a predicted model, not a curated record
CCCUCCUUCCCCUCCCACACCUCUAGGAGUUCGCAGAGCAUACAAUGUAACCUCCCAUAUUGACACUGAGGUAUCUCCCACGUAUUCUGGACAACAGCACUCGCUGCUCUCCCCACAGCUGCAGCCCAUCCGACACAUCAUCUCCGCUCCGCAAUGUCUACCCCCGGAAUCUCCAGCAGCUUGCCGACGACUCCAGAUGGAGCAGAGACGCCCGACAGCGGGCAAGACCAGAGGGAUGCCGAGAUAGUGGAUCGACAUCUGCCUGAUGGUUAUGCUGCCACCUCGGAUGCGCUGACGUACGGAGACGAAGACCCUGCGCCCACUCCGGCAUCAGAGGCGAGUGAGCAACCCGUGCAGUCCUCUCUCACCCUGCAGGGCGGCGAUAUGCACCGCGACAUUUUUAAGAUCAAAGCGCGAGGCGUGCGCCCCAGACGCUCCAACACCUUCUCCGCCAUGCACAGCCCCUCCCUUCACGCCGUCGAUUAUCGUAGCGUGGCCGAGCAGCGGCAACCGCAGGGCUUUCGCCGGCAAUACAUCCAGCAGCAAGCCUUGAAACGCUCGAUGAGCGAAGCUGCACUCCCAAUGACCGGCAACUUUGUGUCCUUCCUCGAGCUGUAUGGGAGCUUUGCGGGCGAAGAUCUCCAGGAUACUGACGAGGACGACGAAUCCGCUAUCGACGAAGAGUCUGGUCCCUCCGAACAGCAGCCACUCCUCGGCCGGAACAAGAAGAAGCAACGCCGCAUCAAAGCAGGCGAUGCAGGCCCCACCAAAACCUUCUUCACUCUGCUCAAAGCCUUUGUCGGCACGGGAAUCAUGUUUCUUCCAAAAGCCUUCCGAAAUGGCGGCAUCCUCUUCUCUUCCAUCACACUGGUCACGGUCUCAAUUGUCACCACCAUUUGCUUCACCCUGCUUCUACAGUGCCGCCAGAAGUAUGGAGGCGGAGGCUACGGCGAGCUUGGUGGAACGGUCGUUGGCCCGAAGAUGCGCUCCAUUAUCCUCGGCUCCAUCACCCUCUCGCAGCUGGGAUUCGUAUGUGCCGGGUUGAUCUUCACGGCAGAGAACCUCCUUUCCUUCCUGAAUGCCGUUACAUACUCUGCAAAUCUGGAGCAGCCCUUCGGAACGAACGCCCUCAUCGCUAUCCAGUUCGUCCUUCUGAUCCCCUUGGCCCUCAUUCGGAACGUCUCCAAACUCGGCCCGUACGCACUACUUGCCGAUGUAUUCAUCGGCAUCGGCCUCGUCUACAUUUACUACUACGACUUUUCCAGCUUGUCUUCGAUCGGCGUGGCGCCGAGCGUGACAUUGUUCAACCCAAAUUCCUUCACCCUGACCAUCGGCUCGGCAAUCUUCACGUUCGAAGGCAUCGGUCUUAUUCUACCGAUCCAGUCGUCCAUGAAAGAGCCCGAAAAGUUCAGCUAUCUGCUCUACGCUGUGAUGUCCAUCAUCACCGUCAUUUUCACCUCGGUUGGCGCCCUCUGCUACGCCACGUUCGGCGACGAGACGAAGAUUCAGAUCAUCUCCAACUUCCCACAAGACAGCAAACUCGUCAACGCGGUGCAGUUCCUGUACUCUUUGGCCAUCCUUGCCGGCGAGCCGGUGCAGCUGUUCCCCGCCACGCGUAUCAUCGAGACCAGCCUAUUCGGCGAGAAGGCCACGGGCAAGAAGAGCAAAACGAUCAAGUGGAAGAAGAAUGCCUUGCGCACUGCCCUCAUGAUCAUGUGUGGUGGCAUUGCCAUAGUCGGUGCCAGCGAUCUGGACAAAUUCGUGUCUCUCAUUGGCGCUUUCGCAUGCAUCCCGCUGGUGUACAUCUAUCCACCGCUGCUACAUUACAAAGGCAUGGCUACCAAGAAGAUCACCAAGGCAUUCGACAUAUUGCUCCUGGUGCUGGGGGUGGUGGCGAUGGCGUACGAAUCGGUCAUGGUCAUCAAGCAAUGGGUAUCGACUUGACGGGCGAAAAAGCCCGGCUUUACACGCACAUGCGAGGAAGAUAUCGCCGGCCGCCCUCAGAGACGUACAGUCUUAUCGAAGAACAAUGACAGGAUCUGUUUAUUCAUGUUCGAUUUCCUCCAAAUGCUUAGGCCAGCUUGCACUGGUGCACUCGCCAUGGAGAGUUGCCUACAUAUACAUGUGCACGUGUGCUCAAUGUGAGGAGUUGCCGCUACGGGGAGAGAUCCGACUCGCUUUACACACAGGCCGAUGUAGCCCUGCAAUUGGGUUUAAGGUCGAGAAAAGCAUUGCUAUUUUGAUAAUAGUCACAGUCAAGGUGGUGCGAACGGGUGAGCAAGUGGAGGUUUAUUUGGCGUCGGUGUAACGCUGCACAGGGUCCAGUGUGCAC